AUGCCGCCGCUACCACAACCAAAGAAAUGCAGGAUCGGGUCGGGACCUCAAAACGAGUGGUACUUCUUUAGCCACAAGGACAAGAAAUAUCCGACUGGGACCCGAACCAACCGGGCCACUGCAGCCGGGUUCUGGAAGGCUACUGGUAGAGACAAGUCUAUACAUCUCAACAGCUCCAAGAAGAUUGGACUUCGUAAGACUCUUGUCUUCUACACUGGUCGUGCUCCUCAUGGCCAUAAAACUGAAUGGAUCAUGCAUGAAUAUCGCCUUGACGAUAAUGAAAACGAAAUACAAGAAGAUGGGUGGGUUGUAUGCAGAGUGUUCAAGAAGAAGAAUCAUUUCAGAGGAUUUCACCAAGAACAAGAUCAAGAUCAUUACCAAUACAUAAGCACUAACAAUGAUCAUGAUCACCAUCAUCAUCAGCAUCAGCAUCAUAUUGAAUCUAAUUCAAACAAUCAUUCUUCUUUGAUCCCUCAUUCUCUGGAUCAUCAUCACAUGGGAAGACAUGUCCACAUGCCAUUACAUGAGUUUGCAAACACUUUAAGCCACGGGUCAAUGCAUCUCCCUCAGCUCUUUAGCCCUGAUUCGGCCCAACCGUUUGUGUCGUCAAUCAACACAACAGACAUUGAAUGCUCACAGAAUCUACUGAGGCUGACUUCUAACAACAACUAUGGUGGAGACUGGUCGUUUCUUGACAAGCUUCUCACUACAAACAACAUGAAUCAGCAACAGCAAAAUCAAGUGCAGAACCACCAAGCAAAAUGUUUUGGUGACUCGAGUAACAACGGUAACGACCAGGCUGUUACUCAUGACAACGGUGGUUCCUCUUCAUCUCCAGUUAAUCAAAGGUUCCCAUUUCACUAUCUGGGAAGCAAUGAUAAUCUUCCCAAGUUCCCAAAGUAG
This is a messenger RNA of Raphanus sativus (radish), 903 nucleotides long. RefSeq names its product protein SOMBRERO-like. Lineage: Eukaryota; Viridiplantae; Streptophyta; Magnoliopsida; Brassicales; Brassicaceae. Bases 1 to 903 code for a protein of 300 amino acids. Gene Ontology annotation, biological process: regulation of DNA-templated transcription. The transcript is spliced from 3 exons. The record is from RefSeq and is a predicted model, not a curated record. Gene Ontology annotation, molecular function: DNA binding.